Messenger RNA from Parnassius apollo (apollo), 735 nucleotides. The record is from the annotation of a GenBank genome assembly. NCBI's taxonomy places the organism in Eukaryota, Metazoa, Arthropoda, Insecta, Lepidoptera, Papilionidae.
AUGCCAUUUAAAUUCAAAAAGAAAGGUCUGCGACGGGAAAUUCCUAAAGAUGUGAUAUUACGAGCCAUAGAAGAGAUAUCAAAAGGAUCAAAAAUAAAAACAACGGCUGAUAAAUGUAAAAUUCCUAGAUCAAGUAUGCAACGGUACCUUAAACAAGAUUCUAUAAAGGAUUCUUCGCAUAGAUUUAUAACCUCACAAAUUUUCACCGACGAAGAAGAACAAAAAUUAUCAAAUUACAUAAUACCAACUUCAACUCAAGUCAUUCCAGAACACCCUGAAAGAGAAAAUCAAAAUGAAGCAGAUCCUGUUAAUUUGAAUAACAUUGCUGUCGCCAAUUCUUCCUCAUCAUUUGCUACAGAUCAAAUAACAAUUGAAGUCGCUGAAGUUGUAACCCCUGAAAUAGUAAGACCAUACCCAAAGGCUUGCCCAAGAAAACUGAUUAAAAAUGCAAGGAAGAAAGCAAAAACAAGAAUAUUGACAGACACACCUGAAAAAAGACUAAUAGAAUUAGCAGAACAAGAAAAGCAAAUCAAGAGCAAGGCUAAGAAAGAGAGGCAGGAAAAAAAGGUUCUUAAAAACACAGGGGAAAAACAGAUUCCUAAACUUCCAUCAGAACUAACAUCGAAUAGAGUAAAGAAGAGGCAAAUGAGCAGUAGUGAUAGCGACAUAGAAAAUGUUUUAAUCACUGAUAGUUCUGAGGGAUCCUUUGCUGAAGACACGUCCGAAGAAGAGUAA